AGUGGCUUUUCGCCGCUUCCGGGGCCCGGAGCCCGAGGCAGGAAGGCGGUGUCCCCAGAGACGCGGUGGGCCUGGUCGAGCCAGCCGCCCUCCCGGCGGUCCCUCCGUUGCCUCUCGCGGUGCUGCCAAGCCACGCUUUUCAUCUUAGGUUUGACCCGUGGGUUCCAGUUACAGUACUCUAAGACUGGUUUCUAAAGGUACGGUUUUCACCCCACUUCAUCAACGCACAUAAGUUUUCUCCUUUUUGGACCUCUAUUUUAUACCACAAUGCAACAAGCUUUAGAACUAGCUUUGGAUCGUGCGGAGUAUGUCAUUGAAAGUGCCCGACAGAGACCUCCUAAAAGGAAAUAUCUAUCUAGUGGAAGAAAAUCAAUAUUUCAAAAACUUUAUGAUUUAUAUAUUGAAGAAUGCGAAAAAGAGCCUGAGGUUAAGAAAUUAAGAAGAAAUGUGAACUUGUUAGAGAAGCUUGUUAUGCAGGAGACAUUGUCAUGUUUAGUGGUCAACCUAUACCCAGGAAAUGAGGGAUAUUCUCUGAUGCUCAGGGGAAAAAAUGGAUCAGAUUCUGAGACCAUUCGACUGCCUUAUGAAGAAGGGGAAUUACUUGAAUACUUGGAUGCAGAAGAAUUACCUCCUAUUUUGGUUGAUCUCCUAGAAAAAUCUCAGGUUAAUAUUUUUCACUGUGGAUGUGUCAUAGCAGAAAUACGUGACUACAGGCAGUCCAGUAACAUGAAAUCUCCUGGUUACCAAAGUAGGCACAUUCUCUUACGUCCAACAAUGCAGACUUUAAUCUGUGAUGUACAUUCAAUAACAAGUGAUAACCAUAAAUGGACCCAGGAAGACAAACUUCUGCUUGAGAGCCAACUGAUUCUAGCUACAGCUGAACCACUGUGUCUUGAUCCUUCUAUAGCUGUAACCUGCACUGCAAACAGGCUGCUCUAUAACAAGCAAAAGAUGAACACACGCCCAAUGAAACGGUGUUUCAAGAGAUAUUCCAGGUCCUCUCUGAAUCGGCAGCAGGAUCUGUCUCAUUGUCCACCUCCUCCUCAGCUAAAAUUACUUGAUUUCUUACAAAAAAGAAAGGAAAGAAAAGCAGGUCAGCAUUAUGACCUCAAAAUUUCUAAAGCAGGAAACUGUGUGGAUAUGUGGAAACGGAGUCCCUGUAAUUUGGCCAUACCUUCUGAAGUGGAUGUGGAAAAAUAUGCCAAAGUGGAAAAAUCUAUCAAAUCUGAUGACUCACAACCAACAAUCUGGCCAGCCCAUGAUGUAAAAGAUGACUAUAUAUUUGAAUGUGAAGCUGGUAAUCCAUAUCAGAAAACAAAGCUGACCAUUUUGCAGUCACUUGGUGAUCCACUUUACUAUGGUAAAAUACAGCCAUGUAAAGAAGACGAAGAGAGUGACAGUCAGAUGUCUCCAUCCCACUUCUCCACAGAUGAUCAUUCAAAUUGGUUCAUUAUUGGAUCAAAGACUGAUGCUGAGAGAGUAGUCAGUCAGUACCAGGAACUGGUCCAGAACGAAGCCAAGUGUCCAGUGAAGAUGUCGCAUAGCUCCAGUGGCUCAGCGAGCUUGAGUCAGCCUUCUCCAGGGAAGGAAACAGAACAGCCGGAGACCCUGUCAGUUCAGUCUUCAGUAUUGGGGAAGGGAGUAAAACAUCGACCUCCACCCAUCAAACUUCCCUCAAGCUCAGGAAAUAGUUCCUCAGGUAACUAUUUUACACCACAGCAGGUCAGCAGCUUUCUUAAAUCUCCAACUCCUCCUCCUGCUUCUAAGCCACCAAGUCUUUCUCGGAAGUCAUCCAUGGAUCUCAAUCAAGUUAGCAUGCUUUCUCCAGCUGCCCUGUCACCUGCCAGUUCAUCACAAAGAUCUGGAACUCCUAAGCCAUCUACUCCUACACCAACCCCUUCAUCGACCCCACACCCUCCUGAUGCUCAGAGCUCAACUCCUAUUACCCCUUCAGCUACCCCUACUCCCCAAGAUUCAGGCUUCACCCCUCAGCCCACUUUGUUAACUCAGUUUGCUCAGCAGCAAAGGUCUCUGAGCCAGGCAAUGCCUGUAACGACCAUUCCUCUUUCCACCAUGGUAACAUCUAUAACUACAGGAACCACGGCCACCCAAGUCAUGGCAAACUCUGCUGGACUUAACUUCAUCAAUGUAGUGGGCUCUGUUUGUGGAGCUCAAGCUUUGAUGAGUGGUUCAAACCCUAUGCUGGGCUGUAACACUGGUGCCAUAACUCCUGCAGGAAUAAACUUGAGUGGCCUUCUACCCUCAGGAGGUCUGCUACCAAAUGCAUUGCCCAGUGCAAUGCAGGCAGCUUCUCAAGCAGGUGUUCCAUUUGGUUUAAAAAAUACUUCAAGUCUCAGGCCCUUAAACCUACUCCAGCUUCCAGGUGGCUCGCUCAUUUUUAACACACUGCAGCAGCAGCAGCAGCUUUCUCAGUUUACACCACAGCAACCUCAGCAACCCACAACUUCUGUUCCUCAACAGCCAGGGGAGCAGGCUUCUGAACAAAGUUGUACCAGUCAAGAACAGGCCUUAUCUGCUCAGCACACGGCAGUUAUUAACCUUGCUGGAGUAGGAAGUUAUAUGCAGUCACAGGCAGCUGCAGUUGCGGUUCUUGCAGCAUCAAAUGGCUAUGGCGGCAGCAGCAGCAGCACAGACAGCUCAGCUACAUCGUCAUCGGCAUACAGGCAGCCAGUCAAAAAGUAAAAUGAAGAGAGGCACGCCAACCACUCCAAAAUUCUGAGGCUUGCAUUAUUUUUUUUUUAAAAAAACGUAAGAGCAUUGAAUCAAAAGGAUUCUGAGUUUCUACUUCGUUUUUGUUUUUUAACGUGUCAGUAUUUUACAUUGCUAGAUAUACAAACUUUAUACAGAAGCACAACCCUAUGAUUUUUAAAUAAAAACAGGGAAAUGGUUUAACGAACCAUUAGGGUGAGUUUGCCUAAGUCAUUGCUUUUUAAAAAUGGUUUCACUGUACAUAAUACAGAAGUGACCUAAGAAAUACUAGAAACAUCUUUCAGAAGAAUGUAGUUUGAUAUUUAUUUAGUAUAAAAGGUUUGUGCACAGUGUAACAAAUACAGUUUUUACAAAUCUGUUUUGAAAA
Messenger RNA from Globicephala melas (long-finned pilot whale), 3097 nucleotides. RefSeq names its product SPT20 homolog, SAGA complex component (gene SUPT20H). The record is from RefSeq and is a predicted model, not a curated record. Gene Ontology annotation, molecular function: transcription coregulator activity. Gene Ontology annotation, cellular component: SAGA complex. Lineage: Eukaryota; Metazoa; Chordata; Mammalia; Artiodactyla; Delphinidae. Gene Ontology annotation, biological process: regulation of transcription by RNA polymerase II.